GUCCAAAAAAAAUUCGAGGAAAAAAAAAAGUCGACUGCGAUAGCGUCGAGCCGAGGCGGAGGCGAGGAGGAGGAGGAAGACGAAGAAGAUGAGGAAGAAGCUGGGCACCCGGUUCCCCGCGGCACGGAUCAAAAAGAUCAUGCAAGCUGAUGAGGACGUUGGCAAAAUUGCACUAGCUGUGCCUGUUUUAGUAUCAAGGGCCCUUGAAUUGUUUUUGCAAGAUUUAAUUGACCGAACUUAUGAAAUUACACUGCAAAGUGGUGCAAAGACAUUGAAUUCCUUCCACCUAAAGCAAUGUGUGAGAAGGUACAGUUCUUUUGACUUCCUAACUGAGGUUGUCAACAAGGUACCAGACCUCGGUGGCGCUGACUCUUGUGGAGAUGAUAGAGCAUUACCCAGAAGAAGAAAAGCCUUGCCAAAUGGAAGCGACCCAGAGAAUGAGGAAUCUCGAUCAAGCAAAAUGGCUGUAAGAAGUGCAAAUAUCAGUCCCAGGGGACGUGGGAGAGGUCGAGGUAGAGGUCGAGGACGACCACCCACAAAGAGAAAGGAAGUUGGUUAUGUACAAUUUGAGGAUGAGAGCAGCAUGUUUGCUGAACAAGGUGAACCCUUGCCAGGGGAGGAGACUGUCCCAGAGACCAUCCAUGGCAACGAUAGCAUACCUCAAAGCGCACAGCCGCCAGCGGAAGCCCCAUCAGCUGCAGCUAUACCAGCUGCAGAUUCGAAGGUGGAAGAAACGAAAAAUGACCACCAGCCAGAUUGGCCUAUGCCAGACGCCAUCGGAAACAUUGGCGUUGGACCAUCUGGUUUUGGACAUCUUACUGUGCAAGUUGACGAGGAUGAGGACUAUGACAAUGAGGAUUAGCCAGGGUCAUCUUUUGAUUGUAUGCACUAACAGGGCAGUUCUCCUGGUGUUGUAAAAUGUAAAUAUAGUUCCAUGUAGCUGCAGCUAGCUGUGAUGUGCUGCUGAUGUAAUGCAGUAUGUAGCUGUCCCGUGUAACUUGUCUGUUUUCCAAUAAUUGCUUGCUAGUUGCCCUCGCAUUGUUGACAUGAUUGAUUACUGAAGUGCUGUCAGAAUUAACCCGGUAUUGAAGCAGUGAUAUUUUGUUAUAAUGUAACAUUGUACCCGACACUAAUUUUCUGCUACCAUAUUGUGGUGUAAUCAGAAACUAGGAAAUGUUGUAAUGUUCUCUUUUCAAUUGAAGUCAUCCGAAUAUUGGAUG
Molecule: messenger RNA, 1220 nt
Organism: Oryza brachyantha (malo sina)
Lineage: Eukaryota; Viridiplantae; Streptophyta; Magnoliopsida; Poales; Poaceae
Product: dr1-associated corepressor-like
Exons: 6
Coding region: 89-862 (257 amino acids)
Biological process (GO): regulation of DNA-templated transcription
Cellular component (GO): nucleus
Molecular function (GO): protein heterodimerization activity
Source: RefSeq, a predicted model, not a curated record